Molecule: messenger RNA, 2859 nt
Organism: Magnolia sinica
Lineage: Eukaryota; Viridiplantae; Streptophyta; Magnoliopsida; Magnoliales; Magnoliaceae
Product: adagio protein 1-like
Exons: 2
Coding region: 304-2133 (609 amino acids)
Biological process (GO): circadian rhythm; response to blue light
Cellular component (GO): cytosol; nucleus; SCF ubiquitin ligase complex
Molecular function (GO): protein binding
Source: RefSeq, a predicted model, not a curated record
CUCGAUCUCUCUCUCUCACCAAACUAUCAAAAGACUGCCCUGUUUUCAUUUCACAGCAGCAGAAAUCUCUCUCUCUCUCUCUCUCUCUCUCUCUCCAAAAAGCUCUUACAAAAAAUCGAAAAAAAGAAAAAAGGAAAAAGGAAGAGAAAAGAAACCUUUCCGCUAUCGAUUUCUUCCAAUUUCUUCUUCUUCUCCGUCUUCCUGUAUUCGAUUUCUGUUUUUUUUCAUCUUGUGCGUUUUUUCUUUUGGAGUUUUGCUAUUGAUGGGUUGAAGGAAAAGCAAACAGAAAAAGAAAGAAAAGUCAUGGAGUGGGACAGCGAUUCAGAAGCAAGCGGCUCGGAAGAGGGCUUUCUCCUCAACGAUGGGGGCCCGCUCUCUUUCACCGUUGGGAGUCUGCUCCAUUCAGCGCCGUGCGGGUUCGUCGUCACCGAUGCGUUGGAGCCCGACCACCCGAUCAUAUACGUCAACACCAGCUUUGAGCUCGUCACGGGGUACCGCGCCGAGGAAGUUCUCGGUCGGAACUGCCGGUUCUUGCAAUGCAGAGGGCCGUUUGCUCAAAGAAGGCAUCCGUUGGUUGACUCUGCAGUAGUUUCUGAAAUACGGAGGUGUCUUGAGGAUGGCGUCGAGUUCCAAGGUGAUUUGUUGAAUUUUAGGAAAGAUGGGUCUCCAUUGAUGAACAGCUUGCGGCUAACCCCAAUAUAUGGGGAUGAUGAUAUAAUUACUCAUGUUAUUGGCAUCCAGUUCUUUAAGGAGGCAAAUGUCGAUUUGGGCCCACUGCCUGGUUCUGUGGUGAAGGAAUCUGCAAGGUCCUCCGAUCGCUUUCUUUCUGAUCUUACCUUCUACCGCCCAAUUUCAGCGAGCCAUGGAAAUAUUGGUCGUGAAUAUUGUGGUAUGAUGCAACUGAGCGACGAGGUGCUGUCUCAGAAGAUCUUUUCAAGGCUGACACCAAGAGAUAUCGCAUCCGUUGGAUCUGUGUGCAAGAGGCUAUAUCAAAUAACGAAGAACGAGGACCUCUGGCGAAUGGUUUGUCAAAAUGCAUGGGGCACUGAAACGACUCGCGUGUUGGAGACAGUGCCCGGGGCAAAAAGAUUGGGGUGGGGCCGGCUGGCUAGGGAACUAACAACUCUUGAAGCUGCAGCAUGGAGGAAGCUAACUGUUGGUGGUGCUGUGGAGCCAUCUCGUUGCAAUUUCAGCGCCUGUGCUGUUGGGAAUCGGGUUGUGCUUUUCGGCGGGGAAGGGGUCAAUAUGCAGCCGAUGAACGACACAUUUGUAUUAGAUCUGAGUGCCAGUAAUCCUGAGUGGCGGCAUGUCAAGGUCAGCUCUCCCCCUCCUGGUCGGUGGGGCCACACACUGUCCUGCUUGAAUGGGUCUUGGCUUGUCGUCUUUGGAGGUUGUGGAAGGCAGGGCUUACUAAAUGAUGUUUUCAUACUGGAUUUGGAUGCUCAGCAUCCUGCAUGGCGUGAAAUCUCUGGGUUGGCCCCGCCGCUCCCCAGAUCAUGGCACAGCUCUUGUACUCUUGAUGGCACAAAACUGGUUGUUUCUGGUGGCUGUGCGGAUUCCGGAGUACUUCUCAGUGACACCUUCCUGUUGGAUGUCACGAUGGAAAAGCCUGUUUGGAGGGAGAUACCGGUAACAUGGACCCCGCCUUCUAGGUUGGGGCACACUCUCUCUGUCUAUGGUGGCCGGAAGAUACUGAUGUUUGGUGGUCUUGCUAAGAGUGGGCCUCUUCGGCUGCGUUCGAGUGACGUGUUCACGAUGGAUCUAAGCGAAGAUGAGCCCUGUUGGAGGUGCAUCACUGGGAGUGGAAUGCCUGGUGCUGGAAAUCCCGCUGGAAUAGCUCCGCCUCCCCGGCUUGAUCACGUGGCUGUAAGUCUCCCAGGCGGCAGAAUUCUGAUAUUUGGCGGGUCUGUGGCGGGCCUUCACUCUGCAUCCCAGCUCUAUCUCUUGGACCCGACGGAGGAAAAGCCAACAUGGCGGAUAUUAAACGUACCUGGUCGGCCCCCAAGGUUCGCUUGGGGACACAGCACCUGUGUUGUGGGAGGAACAAGAGCCAUAGUUCUUGGGGGGCAGACUGGGGAGGAGUGGAUGCUGAGCGAACUGCAUGAGUUGUCACUUGCAAGCUCCGUCAUAUGAUACAGAACAGAAAGCAAGCUGGUGUCCGUCGACUGUCUCUUAUCUAGCGAUGAAACGAUGAAUGCUUGAUAAGCUUGAGUAGUCAUGAAGUGGUUGUCUGUUAGAUAAUCAGUGCUGCUCUGUGGUAUUGUUUGCUAGGUCUCCAUUAACAGAUUUCUGUAGAUGGGGUUGAUCUCUUUAUGGUGGUCGUGGGUUCCGUUUAUCUGACAACGGAUGGUCAUGACUGGGACCGAUCUGUUUGUGGGUAACAGAGACUGAUGGUCUGUAUUGGCCAGGCAUAGGUGAAUUCUCCCUCCCUACCUCCUGUCUCUGUCUGUCUGUCUGUCUUUAUAUAUAUAUAAUACACACAUACAUGGAGAUGCAUACAUAUAUAUUAGUAUGUGCUAUGCUGUGGAAUCAUUAUUAGGUCAGUAUUAUUUAGGGGUAAUGUUAUUUACAUGGCAGAGUUUUUUAACUGUUAAUUCGUUCUUAGCUUUAUUGCGUUCGUUCUUGUUUGUAUUUUCAAAGGAAUGAAGGGUGCCUGUAUAUAUUAGUGAGUAUUUUACAGUACACUGAGCUUUAUAUGGUUAGCUGACCUCUUCCUUUUUUUUCUUUUGUAUCUUUUGUUGGUUGUGGUCUGCAUCAAGUAGAACUGAACUGUGCGUUUGGUCUUCUUUGGUAGUUUCUUUUUUGGACAUGCUCAGGCACAGCCGAUUCAAAGAAAAUAUUACAUGGGUCAGAUUCUAA